AUAAAUGGGUUCUACGCAAUGUCGUCCGCGGAUAACUUCGCUAAUAUGUAGAAUGAAAACAAAAGUGUCAAAUAAUUGUCAAAUAUUUAUGUACAUGAGCACUAUCGAGAUUGAGAUAAUAUAAAAUGGCCGAGAAUGGAUUUGCAUCUGACAGUAACGCCGAAGAAUCCCUCGUUACAGAAGCUAUUAAUUUAGAUAUUGAGGAGUUAGAUAAUACAGAGUAUGCUAUACCAAUAGUGGAGGAAUUACCCACUUUAGAAAGUAUAUUGAUGGAACCUGAUUACGAGUCAUUAUCAGAAACAGAUGAUGAUAUUGGCAUACCAGUGGGAGAAAGACUCGGUAGUAGUGAAACGACAAGCAUUGGCAGUCAUCUGUCUCUGAAUUCAUUGAAUAAAUCCUCCAGAGGCACGCAAAAGACAUUUUCAGGUGUUAUUUUAAGGCAUGUUAUAUUAAAAGGAAUAUCAUCACAAAUUGUAUCGGCUAAUGAAAGAGUCAAUGCUGGCUUAGCCAGUGCGGUUGCAGCUAGUGGAAAUAUGUUAGUAAUUGGUACUAGCCAUGGUUUAAUACUUGGGUUUGAUUCAUCACAAACAUUGAGAUGGUGUGAUCAAGAAGCAAGACAUCAAGGUUCUGUUUCUGCUCUUUGUUUCAAUCAUGAAGGCAGCAGAGUACUGGCUGGUUUUGUCAGAGGACAAAUUCUGAUGUUAGAUAGCAGUAAUGGGAAGGUUUUAAGAGUUCUCACUGAUGUACAUCCAUUUGAUACUGCUGUGUUACAUGUUAAGUUUACAGAUUCGCCAAAAAUAGCUUUAUGCAGUGAUAGCGGUGGAUCAGUGUUUGAAUUAAAUUUCACUAGGGUCAUGGGUGUAAGAGGUUGCGAAAGUAGAUGUUUGUUUAGUGGCUCUAAAGGUGAAGUGUGCACGCUGGAACCUUUAUUGUUGAAUCAUCUACCGUCGCAUCCGUUGAAAAAUUACACAUUGGUAGCAAUGGCAACAUUAUCGAAGGUAAUUGUAGUUUGCAUAAGACCGCGAAUGCGAGUAGUACUGAGUCAUCCGUUAUGCGGUGCUGCAACAGCACCUCCACAACUAUCUUGGCAGCUAGUUGUGAUACAAACAGCGGAUGGAUCUCGCGUAAUCGAUCCUGUAUUGGCGCUUGCAAGAGACAACGUGGUGCAUUUUUACCAAGUGUACACCGAGGUAGGCUCGCGUGUCAAGUUAUCUCCUCUUCGACGGAUGACAUUACCGUAUACGAUAAGUAAUUUGAGAUGGUUAAAUCCAAGAUCUCUCAUAGUGCUGGACACGCAAGAGAAGCUGCAUUUGUUAGAUGUAAGAGCGCAGGAUAAUCUGGAAACGUUGGAUAUGAGCCGCGUCGGUAUUUCUUAUGCCUCUAGUCAUUUUAAAGGACUAUCCACUGGUGGGAAUGUUUCUAAGGCAAUGGCAUUAGCUGGCGAACGAGCAUGCUACAAUACCAUGGUAGUAUUUGGCACACAGCUAUUAUUAUUAGGUACCAAAAGUUUGCACGCGAUUUGCAUAAGAACAUGGACCGAAAGGAUACAGCAUUUGAUCAUGCAGAAGCGUUACCCUGAAGCGUUAGCGUUGGGCCUCUCGUUUUAUCAAGACAAAGGCAAGGCGGUGAUUGGUCUUCGAGGUUCUAAGCAACGUCGCAAACAAAUUGCGCGCGAUAAAGUCUGUCAAGUUCUGAUUCAAUAUAUGGAUGAAUUAAAUCAGUGUUUAAUGGACGAAAAUAUGGACUACGACAUGAUAGUGCUCACCUGCGUCGACUACUGUAUUCAACUGGAAAACUUGGAUUUGUUGUUUGGAAAAUUGUGGGACAUUGUGUUCGAGUCAGAAGGGUUAAAGACAAGUUACUUGCACGCCCUCGAAGCCCCUCUGUUAGACGGAAGCCUACAGUCUAGAUUACCACCGUUGAUCGCUCAACAAUUAGUUAGCCUGUACGAUCAGGAGAACAAAGUAGACUCGUUGGAAGCGAUCGUAGUUCUGCUUAACGUAGAUUGCUUAGACAUUCAUCAGGUAACUACAAUCUGUCGUCAACGAGGGCUCUGGGAAGCACUAAUUCAUCUUCAGACAACGGCGCUUGGCGACUUUACCGCGCCGAUUCAUCAGUUGGUGCCGGUACUUCAGAACUUGCUGUAUGACGCAACAACCGCUCUUUCCCGAGAUAGCAUAAAACUUGGGAACGCCAUUUUGGUUUAUACCAGUUGUUGCCUCGCUGGCCGCGGAUUCCCCAAAGACGAGCUUCCCGAGGGUAUGCCGCAGAAAGCGAAAGCGGACAUACUGAGAGCUUUGCUCUCUCAACAUUCCAGUUUAGCAAACGACACAGAGAGACAGUACCCAUACCUGAGGACGCUGCUGCAAUUUGACGCGAAGGGCUUUCUCGAUGUGAUAGCCAUUGCCUUUCAGGAGCCAGAAUUUACUUCCGAGAUGGGUCUCCGACACAGGCAGAGGCUCAUAGAUAUCUUGUUGAGUAUCGUUAUGCCGAAUACGCCGCUUAGCCCGAAAAGCACUGAUUACAUCACGCUGGAGCAACAGUUUAUGGUUCUUAUGUUUGUGGCGAACGAAGCGUCCGAGAGUACCGUCACGUUGGAGUCUAAUAUAUUGAAUAAAAUGAUAGAUAUAUUGUGCAUCGACAUGCACGUAGAAAUGUUGAAGGAUUUUAAGACCGAGAGAGAAAAUGCUGUACUGGGAUUACUGCAUUCUAAGAAACUGUGCAAUAUCUCCGACAACACUUUGCUGAAUUUAGCGAAUAGAGCGGGUUUUAUAAGAGUCGCGGAGUUACUGUACAGCGCGAGAGAAGACUGGGUAGCAGUGUGUAAAUGUAUGAUUUUAGAAUCGUCCAGGCAUCACGAUAUAUGGCCCUGGCUCGAACAUCUGCCGGCCGCGUCGUUGGAUCAAGUUGUGUCGGCUCACGCCCCGACUCUCGUGACGAUCAAUGCGAAUCAGUUCGCCACGACCGUCGCGACUCGAUUGCAGAGCAAGAUCAAUGCGAUACUGCAAAAUCUCGGCAAUAAUUUAAGUCUGGAGUACAAUUUGCUAGGAGCGUUGUAUCAAAUCGCGCAGUACAAAGAAGAGGAUGUCUCUUUGGAAUUGUCAACCGAACACUUGGAGAGAUACCUGGCAUUGAUGUGCGAGUUGAAGCCGGAACACGUGGUGGCUCACAUACAUGGGCCGCACGGUUGUAGAUUGGACGAAGCGUUGAAGAUCGUUCAAAAGUGGAACUGCAAAGACGCGGAGGCGGUGAUGUUGGAGAAGCUGGGCAACUACCAAGACGCAUUUAAUCUCUUGCUGAAGGAAUUUGAGAAUCACCUGGAGCUCUAUCGACAUAAUAAGGCUUCGGAGAGCGAAGCUGUGCGUGCCGCCGCGCAGCUCGCGGGCAUAUGCCGAAGAUCAGCGGGAAAUUUGGACUGGAUGCCACUCGUGGAAGCGGUAUUUCGUUCGCAUUCCGAGAACAAUAAACAACAGGCGGACAAACUAAGCGGAAAGCUGUUGAGAUUAAUCCUAGAGUCGUUGAGCGGCACUUCGAUUCUAUCGAAUAUAUUGGAGCAGAUUCUGAGGAAUCCAUUAGCAACGAGCGGGACAAUGGGUGAUAUACGACAGCUGUUAUCCGGAGUUCUCACUCAGUCGCGAUACGAGCAGACCCUGGUCGAAACCACCGCACGAUUAGUGAGCUUGGAGUUGCACAAGGCUCUAGAGAAGUCCCUGAGGGACGCUGGCAGAGCAUGUGGAAACGUUUCCGUAACGUGCCCGAUAUGUAGACAAGCAUUAUCGAAUUGUUCCGAUUACGUAGUAGUGUUCGGCUGCGGUCAUGGAUAUCACUCGACGUGUCUGGGUGAACCCAAGUCGUGUUACAAAUGUCUGAAUACAAAAGGUUGGGCACCUGUCGCUACCGAUAUCACACACGCCGUUCAACCUCCGCCGAGAAAGAAAGUUCUUCUUCCGCCAGAAUUUCUACGUCACCAAGACCUCACGCUAAGAUUGGCGCCGCUCUGUCCCACUCCUGAUCUUGAGGGCAUCUUUUAAUCUAGUCUUUGAAUAUCGAAUAUCGAAAUUGACGAUUACGUUUGCGAAACGGUACGUAAAAUGUUCUAAAGAGGAUAUACCGAAAUAAAUGUAUAAUACUAUUAUACGAGCUACUACGUCGGAUCUUGGCACUAUGAUCGUUUUGUCUGCGAUAUUGUAUAGUACUAAGAGAUAUAUAUUAAGCUCUUCUCCAUUCCUUGAGAUUUUAUUUGUUCGACGUUCGCUAAUGUUUAGGACACGUCGCCAAAUACACGAGUUAAUUACGAGUUAAUUACGAGAGAUACAAAUAUAAAUAUUUAUUAUAUUGUUUACGAGAUCGUUAUUCUUCCAACUGAACUGAAGGUCGGUAACGACCUUCAUACAGGACACAAAAUCGAUCCAUCGAUGGUG
Harpegnathos saltator (Jerdon's jumping ant) is the source of this 4421-nucleotide messenger RNA. RefSeq names its product vacuolar protein sorting 8 (gene Vps8). Gene Ontology annotation, molecular function: protein binding. The transcript has 12 exons. Gene Ontology annotation, cellular component: HOPS complex; late endosome. The record is from RefSeq and is a predicted model, not a curated record. Gene Ontology annotation, biological process: protein targeting to vacuole; endosomal vesicle fusion. NCBI's taxonomy places the organism in Eukaryota, Metazoa, Arthropoda, Insecta, Hymenoptera, Formicidae. Bases 126 to 4031 code for a protein of 1301 amino acids.